AUGGGUGUCAAGGUCACCAUACUCUCAAGUGUCUUUGCCCAUAAUCGCAUAACAAAAGCUUCUUCUCAAACCCUAGCUGGCCUAAACUUCGUUUCCUUCUCCGAUGGAUACGACGAUGGAUUCAAGUUGAGUGAUAAUCAUGAACACUUCAGGUCUGAAAACAAGUGUCAUGGCUCCAAAGCCCUCUUUGAACUCAUCAAGGCCAACUCUGAGGAAGGCUUCCUUAUAACAGGUGUGGUCUAUGCAAUGCUCCUUCCAUGGGUAACUGAAGUUGCUCAUGAAUUCAACCUUCCCUCCGCGCCUCUUUGGGUUCAACCUGCCACUAUUUUCGCUCUGUAUUUCUAUUAUUUUAAUGGCUAUGGUGAUUUGGUUAAGAAAAUCUGCGAUCACCCUUCAUGUGCUAUUGAAUUACCCGAAUUGGGAAAGCUCACUAGUUGUGAUGUUCCCAUAUUCAUGCUUCCUUAUAAUACAUUUAGUGUUGGAUUACCGGCAUUAAAAGAACAGCUAGAUGCACUUGAUACAAAAGUUAAAAAUACUAGUCAACACUUUUGA
This is a messenger RNA of Camellia sinensis, 552 nucleotides long. The record is from RefSeq and is a predicted model, not a curated record. NCBI's taxonomy places the organism in Eukaryota, Viridiplantae, Streptophyta, Magnoliopsida, Ericales, Theaceae.